GAUUACCCCGCCUUUUAAAUCCCAACCUUCCUCUUUCAACUGCAUUUUGUACUGGCUCUUCCGACCACUAUAUAUAUAUAUAUAUAACAAGUAUUUUGUAUAUUCAAUGGAACAGAACGUAUUCUGCGUGGAUGCAAGACUCAUGACCCGUGUCUGUAUUUUGUAGCUUGAGGUUCUCAAUUUAAUUAUGGAGUUCUAAAAAAACCAUUGGAUUUUGGGGGGGAAGGGCCCUUUCCCCUCAAGUUGGACGAUUGGACUGCUGUGUAGUCCUAUUAUGUAAAUAUCAGAGGGUUGGUAAAAUUGUUGCCUUUUGUAAAUAAUAACAAUGCAAAAAAAAGUGAAUUGAAAUAGAAGUAAUUUUUUGGUAACUGAUUCAGGUGUUUGUACACAUUUUUUUUAUUAAAACCUAUAUCAAUUAGUAUAUAAUAAGCACUACAUGGCGUUUUACACUACAAGUACCUUAGGUUGUACUUCAUUGUCUGUUAGGAUGGUGGACUGAGUUGAGCCAACAAGGCUCUGGGGUUGCUAGGGUGCAGUGAAAUUUCAACACAAGCACAAUUCUAGCACCCCAAAACUAUCUCAACCUACCCCUUAUUAUUAUUUCUAUUUUAGUACUUCUUCAUGAGUGCAGCUAUUGAAAGUUUGAGAUGAGGGACUCAGGUUAAUGUUCAGGUUUUCAUAAUCACAAAGUAUUCUUGGCAUUAUUUAGGGUUGAUAGAGUUUGUGGCUGGUGGGUAACUUGCUGUCACUAGGUAAAAGCUGUUUGAUAGUGAAGGGAAGCUUGGUGUUGUGCCUGGAGCCGCCGGGAUGAGUCCGCUAAUACCUGAAUGCACAGCGAAGUGCCGCUCAACGCAACACGCGGACGAAGUGGUGGCGGUGCUGACCUGCUGCUCAGAGAAGCGUCUUCAGGCGUUUCUGAGCGCACACUGCUACAACGCAGCCACCCUGAAGGACGCCUUCGGACGCACGGCCCUGCAUCUAGCGGCGUCAACGGGCAAGAAGGCCCUACUGGAGUGGCUGGUGGAGAGUAAGAACGCGGACCUGCUGGCUAAGGACAAGGAGUCUGGAUGGACACCUUUGCACCGCAGUGUCUUCUAUGGACAGAUCCACUGCCUAAUGGCUCUAGUCAAGCAUGGAGGUCUGCUGUCCUCACAGGACCGAGAGGGUCUCUCCGUCUUGGACUUAACUGUGAAGGACAGACCAGAACACGUGGUCUUCAAAAACACGGACCCAAUGGAGGUAUACACAUGGGGCAACAACACCAACUUCAGUCUAGGCCAGGGCAACCAGGAAAGCAGGCAGCACCCGGAACUUGUUGACUUCUUUGCGAGGAGUGGAGUUUACGUCAAGCAGGUGGUGCUGUCCAAGUUCCACUCUGUGUUCCUGUCCCAGAAAGGCCAGGUGUUCACCUGUGGACACGGUCAAGGUGGUCGCCUCGGGCACGGGGACGAACAGACAUACCUGGUUCCCCGCAUGGUGGAGGGCUUGACGUCCCACCACUGCACCCAGGUGGCCGCGGCCAAAGACCACACGGUGGUGCUCACCGAGGGGGGCUACGUCUACACAUUUGGCCUCAACACCUUCCACCAGCUGGGCCUCUCUCCUCCGCCUGCCUCCGCUUACGUCCCGAAGCAGGUGUUCUCAAAGAACCUGAAAGGCAGGACUGUGAUUGGUGUGGCUGCCGGAAGGUUCCACACAGUACUGUGGACCAGGGAGGCUGUCUACACGAUGGGCCUCAAUGGAGGACACUUGGGUUACCUGCUGGACCCCAACGGGGAGAAGUGUGUGACGGCCCCGAGGCAGGUGUCUGCCCUGCACCACAAGGAUGUCUCCAUUGCCAUGGUAGCGGCAAGUAACGGCGCCACCGUCGUUGCCACGGAGAAGGGCGACCUCUACCUGCUGGCCGACUACCAGUGCAAGAAGCUAGCGUCCAGGCAACUGAACAUCAAGAAAGUCCUGGUGAGUGGAGGCAGCCUGGAUCACCGCGUGGCCCCACAGACGCUGAACGAGGGAGUGGGAGAGAAGAUUGCCAUUUUGGCCCUGGAUGAAGCUGGAAGGGUGUUCUGCUGGCGUUCCUUCAGCGGCUCAGUGCGACAGUGUAGGUGGGCGUACGGACGGCAGGUCUUUGUGUCCGACAUCGCCCUCAGCAAGAACAACAUGAUGUUUGUCACCCAGGAGGGAGAGGGCUUUACCGGCGUCUGGGCUGGAGAAUACAAGAAGUUUGAUGGGAAGAAGGAUGGCAGUGUGGAGGUGUGCGGCGGCCAUUCCAGCGCUGCCACGGUGUACGAACGCAUUCGCCUGGAGAAGCUCCCGUAUGUCCACCGAGCAGUCGGCAUCACGUCGGACUCUAAAGGAAGCAACUUUGGAGUGCUACAGUCGGACCCAAAAACAAGCCUGUUUGAGAUCCCCAUCGUGUCCCCGUCCUCCUUCUCCCAACACUUCGGCUGCCUGUUGCAGGAGGCCGACGAGACGGACAGCAUCCACGACGUGACGCUGCAGGCCAGCGACCGCACCUUCCCCGCCCACAAGUACAUCCUGUCAAUGAGGUCCGAGUUCUUCCGGAAGCUGUUCAUGUGCGAAGGCGGCGGCGGCGGCAUGGAGGAGGCGGAGGCAGACGGCGAGGUGCAGGUGAGCGAGGACGCGGUGGGCUGCGACCUGGUCCUCCUGGAGAAGAUACCCGCAGACAUGCUGGAGCACGCCCUCAGCUUCAUCUACACCGACUCCUGUGAGCUGCUGCUGCACGGUACCAGGCCCACGGGCUCGGUGGCCACGCCGGACCACAGCCACUACCAGGACCAGGACACGGAGCAGGAGAGGCUGAUCAGCAGUCUGCAGGAGAUGGAUUUGAGGGGUCGCUCGGCCCUGGACGUCUACCGCUCCCUGGUCCCCGGCAGCCAAAGAGACGCCGACAAGACCAAGAAAAAUGCCCCCAAGCCCGGCAAGAAGGCCAAGGGGGCCAGAGGCGACGACAAGGCCGGAGCCAACGGGGGAGGCUCCAACCCUGUGAAGGCCUUACAGGGCAUCGCCAAAAAGCUUGGUCUGGCCAGUCUGUCUGCAAGACUGGACGGAGUCAAGUAUGAAAACGGGAGGAUCAACGUUGUUCACAAAAAGACGGGCAACAAACUCAAGUUCAACCAGAAAAAGUGCGCAUACCUAUGUGACGUCACUCUGAAGUCUGAAGAAGGAAAAGAGUUUCGCUGUCACAAGAGUGUGCUGUGUGCCCGACUAGAAUACUUCCAAAGUAUGCUUGGAAAUCCAUGGGUUGAGGCAGCUUCGUGUACUGCACUAGAAAUGCCAACAAGCUCAGAAAUUCUGCAGGUCAUUCUGGAGUAUGUUUACACUGACGAAUCCCCCACCAUCAAAGAGUGUCUGAAUGUAGAGUUUGUGUGCAGCGUCCUGGUGGUGGCUGACCAGCUGCUCAUCACACGUCUCAAGGAGAUGAGUGAGACUGCCAUCACAGAGAACUUGACCCUGAAGAAUGCUGCAGAGCUGCUGGAGUUUGCAGCCAUGUACAAUGCUGAGCAGCUGAAGCUGUCCUGCCUCCAGUUCAUUGCCCUCAACAUGGCCGCACUCCUGGAAGCCAAAGCGCUUGAUGUUCUCAGUGAUGAAGUGUUGCUGGAGCUGUCUGCAUCCUACAGGCGGAUGAUCCCAGCCAUGCAGAAGAGAGUCAUUACGCCCUACCUAGAUGCCCCAGACCUCCGCCCAUACGAGGAGGAGGACUCGGAGUCUGUUGUGUUCAGUCCCAAAACACAAAGCGAAUUGGAACCCUCCUGCAGAGAAACUCUGUUGAAGAAGGCCAAGGUGAAGGCUAAGAAGAAACCACGACGACGAUCGGAAAGUUCCGGAGGUUACACCAUCUCCGAUAGGAUCCAGUGUCCUCCCGUGGCAGUGGUCGCCCCGUGCCUGGUGACGUCCUGCGUCGCCACCUCCAGUGACUCGCUGCAGGAGCUAAUGACCUCUGACUCAGACGGCAGCUUUACCGGGGCCGCCAGCCCCCGAGAUCUGCAGUCACCCGUCUUCCACGACAAGGUCGAGGUGGAGAAGGCCGUCUGUCAGAAGGCGCUGACCGUGCCCUGCUCCCCGACCUCGCUGGACAACGGACUUCACUGCUCUCCCGGUAGCGCAGCACCAGAACCCAUCCCCAAGACCCGGGCCAGGCUUGCAGGUCCAUUACCGAUCUUGGACCUCAGAACCAUCAUGCACAUGGAGGCUGGCUCUUUUCCCGCACCUGGAGCCACGCCCAGAAGCCCUGGAAGUGUGGGCGGUAGCAGUAAGCUGUCCCCUGUCCCAGCCAAGCUGUCCCAGAAGCAGAGAAAGAUGAUCGCCCAGGCUGCCAAGGAACCCCCCAGGGAACCGGGCGUGUCCAGAGCCGUCGCUGUGGUGACCCCCUCUAAGGGCGGAGCCAUGGCCUGGGCAACACCAGUGAAGUCGGCCCCUGCCUCCCGGUCUUUCCGGGACCUCCUGGCAGAGGAGGAGAGCAUUGUGGGUAGUGGAGCGGGGCAGAUGAGUGGGGGCAGCGACGGCCAAGCAACACAAGGGAGCCCGGUUACCAUGACGACCCAGAGAAGGGUCACUUUCAAAUGUGCUGAACCAAGUGAGCUUGAAAAAACGUCUGGGCCAUGGGUGCUGGGAGCGGUGGGCAGCCCCCCCCGGGCCUCCACCGUCCCCUUCACCGCCAUCCUGGAGGAGGAGAAGCAGCAGGAGGCCGCUCUGAUCCGCAGCCGGGAGAAGCCCCUGGCGCUCAUCCAGAUCGAGGAGUGUGCCAUCCAGCAGCUGCUGAUCCACUACAAAGCGCGGGACAACCCAGACGAGCUGAUCGUGGUGGAGCGGUCGUCGAUGGGUCCGAUCGCCACGCCCACCUGGAACAAACAACACUGACGACGAUCGCCCUGCAGUCAGGUGAAACGCAGGGCCCCCCCUGUCCCACCCCUCCCCAGCCCACCUCACGCUAGAUUGCACACGGGCUCCAUGGCGACGCUGCAACUGCAAGCCCUGUAGACCCGAGCUGAGACAUCAGCUGUUAUGUGUGUGUGUGUGUGUGUGGUCCAAGUAAUAGAAUGCAGACGCUAACUUUUUCCCCAAUUGUUAAAGGAAUGUGAUGCAAGAGAAGAAUAUAAUGCAUACUACAAUACUUGUAGCAACAGGGGUUUUGGAGGACAUGGUGGGGGUCAAGUUUACCACUGUUAGUGUUUAGCGAUGUUGGUCUGCCAAAGAUUGUCAGUGCUGGAGUCUAUUAGGUCUAUUGAGAAGCACAUCAGCCAGAUGUGUGCAGGUAGUCGAGGAGUGCCAUGUGUAUAUACAGAUGUGUCAAGAGUGAGACUGUGCCACCUGCAAACUAUUGAGAAAGUCGGUUUUUUCCCCUCCCCAUACAACUUGUAAUCUUAGCUCUAUUUAUUUUACAGUCAACAGUAGUAAUAGGUCAUGCUGGACCAGAAGCCCAUAGUUUGCUUGAAUCUUGAUGAAUUGGUCUCUUGUGUUAUAAGUCCAGCAGAUGCUCACGGUAGACUUACUAUAUUAAUAAGAGCAAGUUAUGUGCCUUUACCGCAUGUACACAGACCUGUGUGUGUGUGUGUGUGUAUGUGUAUACAGCAUUUAACAAACCCGACAUAACCACAUGAUUUCAUUGGUUGCUCCUCUUCGUUUAUUCUCCUGGAGCUGAUUGAUUCUAAAGCUGGAUAAGUACAUUCUACAUGGUUACAUGCCCUCCAUUCCAUGAUGACUUUACUGCAGGACUCUAGUUGACUUUGUGAGCAGAAGACUUGUAGCUGUGCAAAGCAAACGCCAUUCAAUAAAAAGAGCCCCUUUGUAGGGAAAAGCUG
Messenger RNA from Gadus morhua (Atlantic cod), 5819 nucleotides. It is a transcript of the gene ibtk, whose product is annotated as inhibitor of Bruton agammaglobulinemia tyrosine kinase. The transcript is spliced from 29 exons. The coding region runs from base 808 to 4878 and encodes 1356 amino acids. NCBI's taxonomy places the organism in Eukaryota, Metazoa, Chordata, Actinopteri, Gadiformes, Gadidae. Gene Ontology annotation, molecular function: protein tyrosine kinase inhibitor activity; protein kinase binding. Gene Ontology annotation, biological process: negative regulation of protein phosphorylation. The record is from RefSeq and is a predicted model, not a curated record. Gene Ontology annotation, cellular component: nucleoplasm; cytoplasm.